Molecule: messenger RNA, 3822 nt
Organism: Macrosteles quadrilineatus (aster leafhopper)
Lineage: Eukaryota; Metazoa; Arthropoda; Insecta; Hemiptera; Cicadellidae
Product: transcription factor Sp4-like
Exons: 16
Coding region: 128-2398 (756 amino acids)
Biological process (GO): regulation of transcription by RNA polymerase II
Molecular function (GO): RNA polymerase II cis-regulatory region sequence-specific DNA binding; DNA-binding transcription factor activity, RNA polymerase II-specific
Source: RefSeq, a predicted model, not a curated record
GUAAAUGAUUUCCUGCGUCGUUUUCGAGGUUGGGCUGUAGGAUUGUACAUGUGUCGUGACUUUAGGUGUUUAUUUCAAUAAAUAAUCGACAUUGUGGUGGUAAAAGUUAUUUCCAUGAAGUGCCAGGAUGACCUCGUCACCUAAAACUUCGAAGACGGAUUGUGUAUUGUCAAACCAUCACAAUCAGGAACCCAAGUCGUCGGUGGCGUCCCCUCUCGCGCUGCUAGCAGCUACGUGCAGCAAAAUAGGAUCUGGACACGAAAAUCUUCAGCAGGGAGGGAAGAAGAUCAAGGUAGUUUCCAACACCAUUCCUGCGGCUCUUCUGCAACAUCUUCAGAAGGAAUCUGAUACCGUGGCGUCCCAGCCAAAUGCUAUGGCCCCACGGGACCCUCUGGGCAGCCCUUCACCGCCACAACAGGCCCAGCAGCAACCACAAGUCAUAACAUUGACUCAACUGCAAAAUCUACUUCCUCUGCAGCAAGUGUCAUCGUCUGCUAGCAAUGACAUCACUCAACAACUGCAGGGCCAAACUGUCAAAACAUACGUAUCGUCUGCUUCAGGCCUCACAACACCAACUGUUGUAUCUGUACAAGGAGUACCUGGACAAUUUAUCCAGCAAGGAGGGCAGCUGUUGUCGACGGGGGGAGGCAAUGUGUUUAAUGUGAUGCAGCCGAUGCAGAUGCAAACAGUAACAGUCGAUGGUCAAGAGGCGCUUUUUAUCCCAGCAGGAGGCCAACAGGUCCAACUUGCAGGAGGUCAAACCUUGCUGACUCCAACUGGUCAGCUGAUUCGCAGUCCUAAUGUACUGCCAACCAGCCUUCUGCAGGGCCAGACACUGCAGUUUCCUGGAGGCCAGAAUGUGACAGUGAGACCUGCCAUGCCUCAGGUGGUACAGUUUCCACUCCAGCAGACGAUCCCUGUGCAGGUGCCGAUCACCACCAACAACGGCCAGACAGUGUACCAUACUGUACACUUCCCUCUGCAGGCCUUCGCCACCUCUCUGCCUAACAUCCUGCAGACAUCCGCAGGCCAGGUGCAGAUGAUUCCGCAGAUGUCUCAGAUGCAGCCACAGAUUGCUCAGAUCCUGACACCCUCAGGUCAGCUGCAGCAAGUGCAACUGGCUCAACUAGCUACACCUUCUGGCCAAGCUCAGGUGGUGGUUCAGCAAGCCAACCAGGGUCACGUGGUUGUUCAGAACCACAACCACAGCAGCCAGAGUCCCGGUAGCCACAACCACGUGGUUGUCCAGCAACCUAACAGUGUCAGUGUUAGUACAAACACUGCCACUACUACCACAGCAUCUACCCCCUCCGCCACUGCACUGGUUACAUCGUCUCCGUCUGUGGUGACCAGUGAGAGCAACGGCCACACACAGCAGAGCUUACUACUGCAGCAGAACUCUGGACUGCCUCAGCAAAUCUCUCUCAGCUCUGUUGGUAACCAAAAUCAAGUGACAGUAAUACCUGCCUCCAGUCUUGCCAACCUUAACUCUGGCGUGACGUCUGUCAGAACCAACAAUGUUGUACAGUUGCCAGGGCUGCAGACUAUCAAUGUUCCAGGACUAGGCAAUGUACAGCUGAUCCCCACCACAACCCUGCAGAACCAGCCCCAAAUCAUCCAUAGUCUGCCACCCAGUGUACAGAUUAUUGGUGGUGGCCAGGUCUCCCAGGAGGGUUCAGGUGGAGACAGGUGGCAGGUGGUGAUGCCUACCACACCUACCAGUGCCCCCUCCCCACCACUGGUGCAAGGCGGAGGAGGGGUGGACUGGGUAGAUGAGGACUCUGGUGAUGAGAAGCCAAGGUCUCGACGUGUGGCUUGUACUUGUCCUAACUGCUGUGAGGGCGGAGAGAGGAGUAGUGAUCGCAAGAAACUGCACAUUUGCCACAUCCCUGGAUGCAACAAGAUCUACGGCAAGACAUCACAUCUACGAGCACAUCUGAGGUGGCACUCAGGGGAGCGACCGUUCAUUUGCUCCUGGCAAUUCUGUAAUAAGCGCUUCACACGCUCUGACGAGCUACAAAGACAUAGAAGAACUCAUACCGGUGAGAAGAGGUUCCAGUGUCCGGAAUGCAACAAGAAGUUCAUGAGAAGUGACCACCUGUCCAAACACAUUCGAACACAUCAGAAACAACGCAUCAUUGAUGUGCAAAACAUUGAAACCCUCCCGACCACCAAAGAACUUUGGAUCACUUCAGACACCUCACCCACCACUAUUUAUUUGAAACAAAUCCAAAUGGCUCAGGAGGCAGCCACUUCUACCCAGUCAGCCUCAGCAGACGACAGUUCCUCGGGGGACGAGAAGAUGAUGAUCACCCUGAGCAGUGAGGCAGACCAAUCAGAACUCACCAUCGUAGACCCUCUAGAACAUCCUGAGGAUGAGAUGGCACUGGGCCACUAACAGAAAGAGACAAUUGAUGGAGGUUCCAGGACAGUGUAUACGAUCUCUCGGAUACCACCAUUUGAGACUUACCAUUAGGCUAAGAAAUAUUAACUUUUUGUAAGCUAUCUGUGCAAUAUUCCUUCCACUUUAUUUAAGUUAAUUUUAAUUUUGUGAGAAUAUUUACUGUUUAAUUUACAUUUUAUCUUAUUUCUUUGUUGUUCCUUAUAGAAGUAAUUUUACUUUACUAUUUAAUUAGUUUUAUUAUUAUAGCCGUUAGAUUAUGCAUUUAAAAUAUUUUGUCUUUUCACCACACUAAGAUAUUGAGAUUUGAGUUUUAAUAGAAUUAAAACUCAUAUUGGUGAAAAAUAGCAUUCACAUCUUGAGGCAAAAGCGAUUAGGAAGCUUUUGAUCUUCUUAAGUGUUUAACUUUGUUGGACUUGAAAUAUGAUCCCAAAGAACCUUUGGAUAUUUGAUUUUUAAGAUAUCAAACGUUUAUACCGUUAACAUUUUUAUUUAUUUAUAUUGAAAUGUAUAACUUAACAGUUAUAAUAUAAUCAGUGAAGAAGAUCUUUUAUUAGUUUAUAUGUAUGUUAUCACUUUUAUGUUUAUACACUCUUUUUUUUAUUCCUGCGAAUCUAAUAGUUUUGCAUUCCUAGUGUUUUUUUCUGUUCCGUAAAAUGAAGUAAAAUUAGGAUUUAUUAACAUAUCACUGAAGUACUAUAUUAGUUUAUUGUUAGUACCCUAAGUAUUUUUUAUUUAUUUGUUUGUGUCAUUGUUGGUUUGUCUUUAAAAAACAUGGAGUAACUUGUACCAUUGACUAUUUACACAUUACAAUAGGUAUAGAGGUAUAGUCAGUGACCUCUAGCUUACUCAAUACAAGAAAAUAGAUAUUUAUUGAUUCUAUUAACUUUGGUGCAUGGUUUAAAAAUCUUAUCAUUUCCAAUAUUGACUGUUGUAUGUAGAUCUUAGGUCCAAAAAUCUGUGCCUUAGUAGCAAAUAUAAUUAAUUGUUAGAACUCCACCUUUUAGUACAAUUUUGAUUUUUAAUUAUUUAACACCAUUUUAAAACUAAAAUGGUUAUAUUUAGAUUUGUUACUUCGUUAUAAGAAAAUAAAAUACAAUAGUUAAUGCUCAGUAUAGCUAAAAUAUAUUAAAUUUUUAGGUUCAAUCUAUAAAAAGAAAUUGUUAUACGGUAAAGUCAGUAAUAGACAGUGGUAAUUUUUAUCUGUUUAGAAACAUUGAUCAUAAUAUCUUAGCAUUUUAAUCAAAAUACUAACUUAUGUACAACUACAUCGAUAGGUAAUGUAAAUACUAUAAAUACAAAUUGUAUAGUUGUUUUUAAACUUAUUUUAAGAUUAUUAGAUGUUUGUUGUUCAAGAACCUGUUGUCUUAAGUUAUUUUAUUCCCUGAUUUGACAAUUUAUUGUUAACCAUUAAACUAUUC